Messenger RNA from Carassius auratus (goldfish), 1725 nucleotides. RefSeq lists its product as uncharacterized. Gene Ontology annotation, biological process: cell surface receptor signaling pathway. The transcript is spliced from 9 exons. Bases 16 to 1113 code for a protein of 365 amino acids. Gene Ontology annotation, cellular component: plasma membrane. NCBI's taxonomy places the organism in Eukaryota, Metazoa, Chordata, Actinopteri, Cypriniformes, Cyprinidae. The record is from RefSeq and is a predicted model, not a curated record.
AAGAAAAUAGUCCAAAUGGACGUUCUUCUCCUAUUCACACUGCUUUGUCUAAAAGCAGAUUUCAGUGACGGUGUUCUGAUCACUCAAUGGCCGAAGUACAUAUCCAGGCUUUCAGGCUCCUCAGUUGAAAUGCAUUGUUACCAGAACGAUACAGAAUAUAACUACAAAUACUGGUACAGACAAAUAAAGGGUGAAGGACCAGUGCUUAUUGGGAGCAACGAUUUUAACUCUCCCUCUUAUGAGAAGGGGUUUGAGAAAGGCUUCACAAUUUCUGGUACAGAGACAAAGAAAUGGACCCUGAAGGUUGAUGUUAAGAAGGGGACUGAUGCUGUGUAUCUGUGUGCUGCUAUCGUAUGCUGUGCCAAUUAUCAAGCCUAUUUCGGUAACGGCACCAAAUUAACAGUUCUUGAGCUUGAUCACACAAAAGAACCAGACGUAGAAAUCCUGAAGCCCUCUGAAAUCGAGACUGGCUGUGAUGAAUAUGAGCCAGAAAGCUAUGUGAAUUCAGCACAGUGGAUGAAACUGGCAUACGGUGUGUUCAUCGCUAAGAGUGGACUGUAUGGUCUCGUUGUCUUAGUGUAUGUGAUGAGAAAGAUCUUCCUAACUUUCCGCUUUCAUUCUCAAGCUGCAGAAAUCACUCUCCCUAAAGUCAAGAUCCUUCCACCUUCUCCAAACGAACUCUGUUCAGAGAACAAGACAGAGAAAUGGUCAACUUUAGUGUGUGUGGCCACAGGCUUUUAUCCCGAUCAUGUGAGUGUGUCCUGGAAAGUGAAUGGCGAGGAAAGACAGGACAGGGUCUCAACUGACGCCUCAGCCCGACAGGACAAGACAACGUUAAUGUACCGUAUCAGCAGCAGAAUGAAAAUUGAUGACAUGGACUGGAUAGAUCCCAAAAAUAACUUCACCUGCACCGUCCAUUUCUUCAACGGAAAGCAAUAUGUCACUGUCGCAAACACCAUAAAUGGUCAAAAAGUGAAGCCUAAAGGAUUGAAACUGCUCGGCUUUGGCUACAUCCUAUUCCUCAGCAAAAGCCUGCUGUAUGCGCUGGUUGUGGCUGGUGUGGUGUGCAAACUCAAGUUUUCAGCGAAGAAGAAACAAUUACCAGAGGACUGAGAUACCUUGAAACUUUGUCAGCGAGAUGCCAGAAGUGACUUUAUUUUUAUUUACAAAUUAUUGACAGUCAGUUCCCUAAAUUGUAUUAUUUGUGUAUAACAUCAAAUCGUUCAUGCAAUUGUUUUUCUUUACUUCAUUUUUUUUUAAAGCAUGUACGUUUAAAAUAGAUAGUGACUGGAUAAGAAUGAAUAACUAACAACGAGAGACUAAUUAAGCAACAAGUGAUGUAAACAGUUUUGUAUCCUGUUUUGUGCAAUGACUAAAACAUUCUGCGUUUACGAAAUUCUGAGGCCUUUGUUUUAUGAGAAGCAGAGCAUAUUUUCAUACUGUAUGUGAUUUUUUUUUUUUUAGUGGAAAAUCUGAACUUUUGGAAAGUGUGGGUUGUUAUCUUAGUUACGUAAGAAUCUUCCAUUGUAAUAAGAAAAAUAAGACUGCAUACGUGGCCUCUCUCAUAAUGAGUUAUAAAGCUUUUCUUAAAUUCCUGGAACAAUGCACAUAAAGUAAUAAGAAAAAUGCGGACCGAAAAUAACAGCAACAUCUUGAUUUUGUAAAUACAUCUUUCUUCUGAAAUAAAUAAAUAAAUAAUACAACUGGAUCCUUUUCUACUUGAAA